This is a messenger RNA of Pipistrellus kuhlii (Kuhl's pipistrelle), 1808 nucleotides long. It is a transcript of the gene ACADS, whose product is annotated as acyl-CoA dehydrogenase short chain. Gene Ontology annotation, biological process: butyrate catabolic process; fatty acid beta-oxidation using acyl-CoA dehydrogenase. The record is from RefSeq and is a predicted model, not a curated record. NCBI's taxonomy places the organism in Eukaryota, Metazoa, Chordata, Mammalia, Chiroptera, Vespertilionidae. Gene Ontology annotation, cellular component: mitochondrion. Gene Ontology annotation, molecular function: flavin adenine dinucleotide binding. Bases 111 to 1340 code for a protein of 409 amino acids. The transcript is spliced from 10 exons.
GCGGGGCCCCGCCUCGAGGGCGAGACACUGAUCGCGGCCCCGACCCCGCAGCCGGAACCCAGGCCGCGGAGGCUGGAGGAGCCGCCCCGGCCCGUCUCCGACUCCGUCUCAUGGCCGCCGCCGCGAUGCUCGCCCGGGCCUGCGGGCCGGUCCGCGGGGCUCUGCGCCGGCAGUUACACACCGUGUACCAGACCGUGGAGCUGCCCGAGACGCACCAGAUGCUGCGCCAGACGUGCCGGGACUUUGCCGAGAAGGAGCUGUUCCCCAUCGCGGCCGAGAUCGACAAGGAGCACCGCUUCCCGGCGGCUCAGGUGAAGCAGAUGGGCGGGCUCGGGCUGCUGGCCAUGGACGUGCCGGAGGAGCUGGGCGGCGCCGGCCUGGACUACCUGGCCUACGCCAUCGCCAUGGAGGAGAUCAGCCGCGGCUGCGCCUCCACCGGCGUCAUCAUGAGCGUCAACAACUCCCUGUACCUGGGCCCCAUCAUGAAGUUCGGCUCAGACGAGCAGAAGCGGAAGUGGGUCACGCCCUUCACCGGUGGCGACAAGAUUGGCUGCUUCGCCCUCAGCGAGCCUGGGAAUGGCAGCGACGCGGGGGCCGCCGCCACCUCCGCCCGCGCAGAGGGCGACUCGUGGGUGCUGAACGGCACCAAGGCCUGGAUCACCAACUGCUGGGACGCCUCGGCCACCGUGGUCUUCGCCAGCACCGACAGGGCGCUGCGCCACAAGGGCAUCAGCGCCUUCCUGGUCCCCAUGCCGACACCCGGGCUCUCGCUGGGGAAGAAGGAGGACAAGCUGGGCAUCCGGGCCUCGUCUACGGCCAACCUCAUCUUUGAAGACUGCCGCAUCCCCAAGGAGAACCUGCUGGGCGAGCUGGGCAUGGGCUUCAAGAUCGCCAUGCAAACCCUGGACAUGGGCCGUAUCGGCAUCGCCUCCCAGGCCCUGGGCAUCGCCCAGGCCGCCCUGGACUGCGCCGUGACCUACGCCGAGAACCGCAAGGCCUUCGGGGCGCCCAUCACCAAGCUCCAGGGAAUCCAGUUCAAGCUGGCGGACAUGGCCCUGGCCCUGGAGAGUGCCCGGCUGCUGACCUGGCGCGCUGCCAUGCUCAAGGACAACAAGAAGCCCUUCACCAAGGAGGCGGCGAUGGCCAAGCUGGCUGCGUCGGAGGCCGCCACCGCCAUCAGCCACCAGGCCAUUCAGAUCCUGGGCGGCAUGGGCUACGUGACGGAGAUGCCCGCCGAGCGGCACUACCGCGACGCCCGCAUCACCGAGAUCUACGAGGGCACCAGCGAGAUCCAGAGGCUGGUCAUCGCCGGGCACCUGCUCAAGAGCUACCGGAGCUGAGCCAGGGCGGCCCCGCCCGCGGCCGCGGACUGACUGCGCAGGAGCGGGAGCCACGUGCGGGCCCUUCCCCCCCCCCCCCCCCCAGCGUGCCGGAGCCUUCUAGAAGGCGAGGCGGGGGCUGGGGCCUGUGUGCGGACUCCGGCUCCGCUCCCCUCCCGACGUGCCUUAUUCUUCAUCGAGGGGACGGCCUCCCGAAGGCGGGCCGGGAAGGACUUGCCACCCGAGGCUCCCUGGCCGCCGUGGGCCCCGGGGCUCAGCAGGAGCCAGGAGGGCCGGGAUCCAGCGUCUGCUCUUCCCUGAGGUCAGGGGUCAGGGGAGUGGGGGGGGCGGAGUAACUUCAGAGCAGCAGUGGCCGUGCUCUCAGCCACCUGGGGACGCUGGGACCUGUGCUCCGGGUGAGAGGAGGCGGGUGGGGGGCGGAUGGCUUGGGACAGUGUGGGACUGACAGCAAUAAAGUGGACCCUCCGA